AUGGCGGGCUUUUUGAUCCCCCCGGGGUACAAGCCCGAGACUCCAAACGAUUUGGAGAUGAACAUCGUCAGUCUCAUCUUUGGCUUCAGCCUGGGCGCGUCAAUGUUCACUGCUGGCAUGGCCAUCAAGCAGACGAUGCAGGCGUACCAGAGAAAAAGGCUCUUCAGUGCAUACAUCGUCAUGUGCUGGCUCGAUUGGACUGGAUGCAACUGCAUGGGAAUCAUCACUUACUGCUGGCUGCGAGGCUACGCCCCCCCAAGCUUCUGGGUCUUUUUCUUUAUCAGUAUGUCGUCCUAUCUCCAGUUUCCAACUUAUACUUAUGUCUUCGCAGUUGUUUUCUGGAGUAUGCAGAUCCAGUUUACCCUCCAGAUCAUCAUCAAUCGAAUAUCCCUCCUCCUCGGUAACAAAACGAACAUCAACAGAGUCAAGUGGGGAGUUGCAGUGAUUGCAAGCUUGAUUAACAUCAGCGGUUUCUGCAUCUGGGUACCGGCUCGCUUACAGAUCUCACACCUGUACGAAGAAAUCAACAUCGUGUGGGACCGUACCGAAAAGGCUGUCUUCUUGAUCGUCGAUCUAGCGCUCAAUCUCUACUUUAUAUAUCUUGUUCGGUCGCGACUCAUCGCUUGCGGACUGACGAAGUACAUUGAGCUGUUCCACUUCAACGUCGUUAUGUCCUGUCGUGUCAGUAUGCCCUAUACCUACAUUGCGUCAUGUCUAACCUCUAUCAGCUAUGUCCAGUUCCAUCAACUCGUCUACCUCCUCAAACUGUACAUCGAGAUGAACGUCGCCUCUCUUCUAGGCCACAUAGUCAAGAGCUCAAGAGAGCAAGACGCUAGACCCUCCGAAGGAGGUCGACAGAGGGUUCGCGAUGAGUUGGUUAGCGGUCGGAUGACUACGUUUGUCACGGCGAGUCGUACAGGCCAUGUGCGACUGGACGAUAUGUCGCGAGAUGACUCGUAUCGAAGGACACCCGACUGGGAGAAUGGCAUAAUGAAGAAGGUUGAGACCAAGGUCGUCUUUACAGAAUCCCAGGACCAGGCGUCUACUUCGGAUCAAGAGCGCAUGGUAUGA
Messenger RNA from Fusarium fujikuroi IMI 58289, 1071 nucleotides. RefSeq lists its product as uncharacterized. NCBI's taxonomy places the organism in Eukaryota, Fungi, Ascomycota, Sordariomycetes, Hypocreales, Nectriaceae. The transcript is spliced from 3 exons. The record is from RefSeq and is a predicted model, not a curated record. The coding region runs from base 1 to 1071 and encodes 356 amino acids.